UCGGGUUUAUUGGAAUGUAGGCGUGGUAUGCUAUAAUGUAGCUUCUUGCGCUUGUGUUUAGGUUUAGCGUGUAGUUUACUCACAAGAUGAACUCAAAGCCUAAACUGUAGGUCCGAUUUACGACCACACGGCGCUUUAAUCUGUUUAUAUACAGAUAUAUUUCUUUUUGAUCGUUUUCUCUGACAUUAAGAUUGAAGUUAUUGAGCUUUGUGACGCGGUUAUCUGAACUAGCUUCCUGCUAGCGGCGUUUUCACUUGAGCUUCUCCGCUAACCUCGGGAGCGUGAGCGUUGUGAAGAUGGUAAGACCACACUCAGGUUCUCCUCGUUCCAGGCAGAGGUCUUUCUCUGGUGAUGGACACGGUGAGCACCGCGGAGGGAGAAUGGGCCCUCCUCCGAGAGGAUUUCGAGGCCCCCCAGGUAAGACCCCUCCCAGCUGGAGAGAGGGCAACGGUGGAGGACAUUCUCCUUACCACAGAGACAAGAGACCUCCGAUGGGAGACCCGAGGGAGAGACCACAUGGACACUGGACACCUCAGAACCAUGACAACUUCAGACCUUAUCCCAUGAAUCAGGAUUCUCAUCGUGGCCGCAGAAGGUCAUCUCCGUCCCGCUCGAACCGCCCUCCCCCUGUCCAACACCGCCACUCCCCUCACGAGCCCCCACCAGGCCACCACAGGUCUUUCCACGGGAACCACUCUGGCCAUGUUUCUCCUUCUGCCAGAUAUUUCCACAGCCCUCCGCCAGACCGCAGGGGGAUGCCACCACAUAACAACACCUUCAGAGCCCCGAACCGAUUCCAAAACUCUCCCCACCCACAGGAGAGGAGCUGGGGUCCUGGAAGGCAGCUAAGCCCCAGGGAGAGGCCCUUUGGGCGUCCGGCCCACAGAGGGCAUCGUUGGAAUGGCCCAGGGGGUUACCCUCACCCUAACGGGGAUCCCCGACCCUCUGCCCCGCCUCAGAGAAAGCCCAGAGAGUUCCAUGAGAGGAACUCGUAUCCAGAGAGGUGGUCUUCAGACAGAGAGCCACGGAAGCAGCACGGAGACCCCCGGAGGGGCCGAGGGAGGGGAAGGCCCGGGCACCACGCCCCCGAAUGGCCCCGUAGGGAAGGGGGUUACCCGUGCCCUCGCCUCCCUUACAGAUCUCCUUCGUGGAAAUCUGGUCCACCGUCUUCCUCCAACUCGUCCUCCAGAUUUCCUCCUCCACCACCACCGCGGCCGCACGAGAGGCUUCCAAUGCGUCCAAUGAAGAGGAGGAUUCAGGAAAUGGGACGCCCAGCACCUCCUGAGCUCGAGCACGGACCGCCCAAACGCUUCCGUAGAGAGAUGCCCUUACGCCCGAUGCCUCUAAAAGGUUUUGGAGGUCGUGGCCUGUCCCUCAAGGACAAGUCCCGGCUGUUAAAAGGUCGCAAGUUCAGAGAGGAAUCCGUGGCGAGGUUUAAAAUGCCCCUGCAGAGGCCCAGGCCUCCAAACAAGAUGCAGGAUGAGGAUGAGGAGGAGGAGGAGCACAUGGGCGAACCCUCAGUACCUCGGCCUCGUAAGAUUCCUCUGAAGAAAAGUGUGAAGAGGCAGCCGUCUCGAGACUCCUCAUCAGACACGGACUCCCAAUCUGCUGAUGCUGAAAUGGACUCCGAGACACAGGUGGAAUCCCGGCGCUCUGGUCGAGCUCGCAGCUCUUCACCUUUAGACCGCCAGCUGACCCACGACCUGGUGGUGGUAUCUCACUGGGAAGCUGGAACUAGAAGCUCAAGUCCUAAAAGCAGCACAUCCUGGAAAAGCCGAAUGUCUCAUAAUAAUAAAGCAGGUUCAGGUCAGAAUCUGGAUCACCGCUUUGGGAACUCGGGACGGGAGCAGAAGCCGCGACGGAUGAUGGAAGGUCCUGGAAAACCGUUACGGAAACCUGGUCCAUUUCAGAAACCCGGGUUCCGUCCUGCCCCUGCACUUCAGAAAGGUCCUGAUGGUGUCUUCAGAAGACCCCUGAUGGCCACCAUCCUCACUCGUCCUCCCUUCCACCAGAAACCAGUGUUCAGGAAAAGUCAGAGCAUCAUGACGAAGUACAGGAACAUGCAGACGCUCCGGCACAAAGCCCCGCCCCACCCCCGCCAGGCCACCAGCUACCGCCGCUGGUGAAGUGUGUACAGAGAGCGAGUAUGUUGGAGUGGAUCUCUGUGGAUACAACUGAAACCCAUAAUUCCUCUGUUCAGUUCUUAUACACAGAUCCAAGAAUCUUGUGGAUUUCUCACACACACACGGUGGUGUUUUUGUACAGAUGUUUUAGUCCUGUGUGUGUGUUAAAAGCUGACCUGAUGAUGAUGGUGAGGAUGAAGGUGCCCCAUGUUGAUCAUGUCUUUUUGUUUUUUUGAAGCUCUUUGUACAGCUCUUUAUUCCUCUACAUUGUUUAUAGAGAUUUCAAUAAAACUGGAACUUCAUCACA
This is a messenger RNA of Silurus meridionalis, 2430 nucleotides long. RefSeq lists its product as uncharacterized. Bases 297 to 2126 code for a protein of 609 amino acids. The record is from RefSeq and is a predicted model, not a curated record. Lineage: Eukaryota; Metazoa; Chordata; Actinopteri; Siluriformes; Siluridae. The transcript is spliced from 10 exons.